This is a messenger RNA of Penaeus chinensis, 1299 nucleotides long. RefSeq names its product glutamate receptor ionotropic, kainate glr-3-like. Gene Ontology annotation, molecular function: glutamate-gated receptor activity. The transcript has 11 exons. Bases 1 to 1299 code for a protein of 432 amino acids. Gene Ontology annotation, cellular component: membrane. NCBI's taxonomy places the organism in Eukaryota, Metazoa, Arthropoda, Malacostraca, Decapoda, Penaeidae. The record is from RefSeq and is a predicted model, not a curated record.
AUGGCUGCUGAGGACCUGAGGUGCCUCGUCGUUGGAGUGGAAAUUUGGCUGCCGCAGGUGGAGGUGCUCGGGCCUGACGACAACCUGCAGGCGGUGGGCUACAUAGCAGGGGUUCUGAAGAUCAUUCUAAACCACCUCGGCUAUUGCUACACGUUCGUGCGCUCCCCCGACCGAGCCUACGGACUGAGGCAGCCCAAUGGGACGUGGACCGGCUUGAAUGGACUUGUGCACAGAGGAGAAGCGGACCUGAUCGGCGUUGCGCAGUGGGUAACAGAGGAAAGAUUCGAAGACUUCUCGGUGAGCGAGUACCUCCUCCUGAGCUCCCUCACCGUCGCCCACAAGAGGCCCAGCCUGCAGCCUGACAUGGCGGGGUUCGUCAAGCCCUUCGACCCCUUGGUGUGGCUGCUCCUCCUGGUCUCGCUCGUGGUCGUUCUCGGGGCAGCCGUGUGUGUGCGCUGGCACUUCAACCGUCUUGCACCGCGCGAAGGGGCUGACAAGAAGCAGGACUCCUUCAGGGAACUGCAAUUGGUUGCAAAGGACUCUGUCGCUUGGACGGUCGACGUACUACUUAGUCAGUCCGUUAACCUGCAGCCUCGCGGGGACUCCGUGCGAGUGAUCAGCUGUCUGUGGCUCCUCACGACCCUCAUCCUGGCCACGGUCUACCGGGCCAACCUCAAGGCCAUGCUCAUCCUGCCCAAGCUCAGCCUGCCCUUCGACAGCCUGGAGAGCCUCGCGGACACCGACAUCGCUGUCUGGGCGACCACGGGCAGUCUCUUCAAGGAAGCGUUGGAGAACGCCCCUGAAGGCUUGCCUCUGAGGCGCGUGGAGAAAAACUUGAUAAAGAAUGAGGACAUGAGAUCUGACGUCAAGUUCGGAUUAGCGGGCCUUCUGAAUGGCGAUUUUGCUGCGGUGAUUCCCCGGAUGUCUCUCGAAUCCAUCAUGCAUUAUUCCUUCUCGCAGAAGGGCUACUGCGGCAUCUACGCCAUCCGGAGCGACGUGGUCACCAGCUCCUCCAUGAGCUUCGUGUUCGCCAAAGGCUCUCCUCUCAAGGGACAGUUCGACCCUGUGAUUCGUCGCCUCAGGGAAAGCGGGAUCAUCGAGCACCUGUACAAGAAGCAGCUCAUGAACGCCUCGGACUGCUCGGGGCGCGUGGUGCUGCAAUCCCUGGGAGAGCUGCGGCCCCUGGCGCUGGGGGACUUCCACGGGGUACUCAUGCUCUACGCAGGAGGAGUUGCCUUGGCCACGAUGUCCUUCGGGCUGGAGUCCCUCCUGGGCCGCCUCUCCCGGGACCUCUCCUAG